This is a messenger RNA of Solanum lycopersicum (tomato), 1009 nucleotides long. Its product is annotated as protein TIFY 10b-like. Gene Ontology annotation, cellular component: nucleus. NCBI's taxonomy places the organism in Eukaryota, Viridiplantae, Streptophyta, Magnoliopsida, Solanales, Solanaceae. The record is from RefSeq and is a predicted model, not a curated record. Gene Ontology annotation, biological process: response to wounding; regulation of jasmonic acid mediated signaling pathway; regulation of defense response.
AACCCCACCCCCACUUCUCUAACCCCACGUCCUCUUCCGUGUUUCAUACAAACAGUCCAUAUAUAUAUACACAUACAUGUGCUUUAGACCAUAAUCCUUCAACUUUACUUUUCAUUUUUCAUUCAAAAAAUACUACUAUUACAAAUGGCUUCAUCGGAGAUUGUGGAUUCCGGGAGAUUUGCCGGUCAGAAAUCGCAUUUCUCUCAUACAUGUAACUUGUUGAGUCAAUACUUGAAAGAGAAGAAAGGUUCUUUGGGAGAUCUCAGCCUUGAUAUGCAUCGCAAUUUCGAUUCAGCUGGUUCUACUACUAUGGAUUUGUUGCCGAUGAUUGAGAAAUCUGGUGAGUUGGUUCAGAAAUCGAUGAAUCUGUUCCCUCAAGGUGGAAUGAAGGCUGAGUCGGAACCGGAAAAGGCACAGAUGACGAUAUUCUAUGGAGGUCAAGUUAUUGUGUUUAAUGAUUUUCCGGCUGAUAAAGCUAAGGAAAUCAUGCUUAUGGCUAGUACUAGCAAGGGAAACAAUCCUGCUAAACCAUUGGAAUCUGCUGCCGAUUUGGUGGUUCCGAGUUUCGGAAAAACUUCCAUCCAGGAAAAUCAAAUGCCUAACCAGCCAAUUGUUUCUGAUUUACCUAUUGCGAGAAGAGCUUCAUUAACAAGGUUUUUGGAGAAGAGAAAAGAUAGGCUAACUGCAAAAGUACCUUACCAUAGAGAGGAAGCAGCAGCUCCUAAAAAGGAAGAACACAAGGCGCCAUGGCUGGGAUUGGGUGGUCAAUUUGCAGUGAAAACUGAGCAAUACUAGUUUACCGUUUUUGGCUUUAAUUGCUUGGUAGAAAGAAGCCUAGAUAAUCAAUUACUACAAGUUUAAUCCUGGCUUCAACUCUCAUUGAACCCCCCAUACUUAGAUCUGACUAUUAUUAUUAUUACUACUUUACUGUAAUUAAAACCAAAUAUGGUUGUUCUCUCAAGUUUUUCAUGUGUAAUGAAAUGUUAUCUUCGCUUUGCUUUCAUCCGAA